Cooperia oncophora is the source of this 2199-nucleotide messenger RNA. The record is from the annotation of a GenBank genome assembly. NCBI's taxonomy places the organism in Eukaryota, Metazoa, Nematoda, Chromadorea, Rhabditida, Trichostrongylidae.
AUGUCAUUCAACAAAGAAAGCCUCGAUUACGACAAGCAUAAGGCUCAAGUUCGGGAAUUUAUUGAGAAUUACUACGGCCUGGACGAGAACGGGUCAAAGGUCUUCUGCUAUCGUGAUGAAGUACUACGCAUUGCUGAACGCGAGCAAGUGGCACUUUACGUCAAUCUAGAUGAUGUCGUUCGAUUUGACGAGACGCUUUCUACUCUCAUUGAGGGGAACGCCCGACGAUUCCAUCAAAUAUUCAACGAAGUUAUCGAUGAGAUGGUCCAAGAAGUGCUGGGAGAUCGGCAGCCACCUAUUCGCGAUGCCUUGGAUGCCUUCAUCUUCCAAAGAGUACAUAUGGAUGACCAAUCCAAAAUCGCAGAAGGAUUUCUUGGUGGAAGUGUGCAGGAGGCUCGAAAAAAGUACCCACCUCAGCUACUCAGACGUUUUGAAGUUUCUUUCAAGAAUCGCGACACUAUGAAGCCUGUCGCAGUUCGCGAUAUAAAGGCUAAUUGUGUGGGAAAACUUGUGACUGUUACCGGAAUUGUAAUUCGAGCUACAGAAGUAAAACCUGUUGUUGAAGUGAUGACCUAUGCUUGUGACACAUGCGGAGCUGAGGUUUAUCAACCCGUGAAUGGUCCAAAAUUCAAGCCAGCAAAGAACUGUCCUAGCAAAGACUGUGUAGAGUCUAGAGCAAACGGUCGUUUACACAUGCAAGUCCGAGGGUCGAAAUUCAAUAAAUUCCAAGAAAUAAGGAUCCAAGAGCUGAGUGAUCAAGUCCCCGUGGGAUCAAUCCCUCGUGCGCUCACUGUGAACAUUUACGGGGAAUCAACAAGACAAUGCGCUCCGGGUGAUCACGUACGUAUAUCUGGAGUAUUGAUUCCACUUAUGAGGACCGGAUUUCGUCAAGGUGGUGGCGGUUUGGUCACCGAUACAUUCCUGGAAGCCCAUUUCGUUGAAAACGUCCGCUCUCAUGUAGAAGACGAGGAAAUGGGGGACGAUUUAACAGAGGAAGAGGUUGACCUACUUGCACAAGAUAAUCUGUACGAUAUGCUGGCAUAUUCCAUCGCUCCCGAGAUCUAUGGCUUAACAGAUGUCAAGAAGAGCUUGCUGCUCGCCCUUGUAGGUGGCGUUGAUAAGAAUGCAAGUGGAAUGAAAAUAAGAGGAUGUCUUAAUGUACUGCUUAUGGGUGAUCCUGGAGUUGCCAAAUCACAAUUGUUAUCUUAUGUCAAUCGUCUUGCAUCUCGAUCGCAAUACACCACCGGGCGAGGAUCAUCCGGGGUUGGACUGACAGCUGCUGUUAUUAAAGAUCCUCUCACUGGUGAGAUGACACUCGAAGGAGGAGCUCUGGUUCUCGCGGAUCGCGGGAUUUGUUGCAUUGAUGAGUUCGAUAAAAUGAUGGAAGCUGAUAGGACGUCAAUUCAUGAGGUUAUGGAACAGCAGACUAUUUCAAUUGCCAAAGCGGGAAUCUUGACAACCUUGAAUGCUCGCGUUGCUAUUAUUGCUGCAGCAAACCCUGCAUACGGAAGGUACAAUCCCAAGAGAUCCAUAGAGCAAAACAUCGAUCUGCCAGCGGCUCUUCUGUCAAGAUUUGAUCUGCUCUGGUUGAUCCAGGAUAAGCCAGACCGUGAAGGUGACAGGCGACUUGCAUCUCACAUUACCUAUGUCCACAUGAAUGCUAAACAACCAGAAGUGGAGGGCAUGAAGCCUAUCAGCAUGCGUCUUAUCAGACGACUCAUCGAAGUGGCGCAGCGAAGGAAUCCCAUAGUAGGAGAUGCACUACGAGAAAGGCUCGUCGAGAUGUAUGUUGAUAUGCGUCGCGUUUCUCGUGAGAGCGAUGACACCACAUUUGCUUCACCUCGACUUCUCUUAUCUGUCAUAAGGAUGUCGACCGCGCUGGCCCGUCUUCGACUCUCGAAUACCGUAACCCCAGAUGAUAUUGAAGAGGCUAUUCGUUUGAUGCAAGCAAGCAAAGAUUCCUUGCGCCCGGAGAUGCAGCAACAGGAGAUCCGUCAAUCCCCUGUAGACAGAGCGUUUGCAAUUCUUCGAGAACUUAGCCUACUGGCAGGUGAUGCCAUAGGUCUUCAAACUGCUCUGGAGGCAUGUGCGAGAAAAGGAGUGAGCGAACAAGCUCUCCAAGACGCAAUAAGAAUCCAUGAAGCCAAUGGUGUAAUUAUGGUUGAUGGCCAACAGAGAAUCCGUUUUGCUAUGAACUAA